This is a messenger RNA of Nannospalax galili (Upper Galilee mountains blind mole rat), 1895 nucleotides long. It is a transcript of the gene Mansc1, whose product is annotated as MANSC domain containing 1. The record is from RefSeq and is a predicted model, not a curated record. NCBI's taxonomy places the organism in Eukaryota, Metazoa, Chordata, Mammalia, Rodentia, Spalacidae. Bases 276 to 1553 code for a protein of 425 amino acids. The transcript has 4 exons.
GUCUCUGCGACGGAAGCAGGAACUUGCAAAGGACAAAACCUGCGGGGCCCGUGCGGGAGCUGCGGAACAUCCUCCAGGUCCUCGAGGGCUUCGUGAGUCCUUCCCGUGAGCGACUGAGCGGCCACUGCACCGAAGCGCAUCCGCAUCCGGGACCUCAGGGAUCUGUCUUUACCCGCAGAGAGAAAGCAAGCUUUACAGUCUCCCUGAAGCAAACUGAGACUGGGAGCAUCUUCCUUCAGCUCUGAAGAAAAUCCAAGGCUAAGGCAAAGUUCAGAAUGCUUUUCAGGGAAGAACAGAGCUUAGCUUACACUUUGCUGGUAAUUUGUUUCCUGGCGCCAAGGCUGUCCGCCAGUCAGAACUGCCUCACCGAGAGUCUAGAAGAUGUCGUCAUUGAUAUCCAGUCUUCUCUUUCGAAGGGAAUCAGAGGCAAUGAACCCACACAUACAGUAACACAGGAAGACUGCAUUAGUUCCUGCUGUUCAAUCACAAACAUAGCAGGGGAUAAAGUGUGUAACUUGAUGAUCUUCGACACUCGAAAAACAGCAAGACAGCCCAACUGCUACCUGUUUUUCUGUCCCAGUGAGGAAGCUUGUCCACUGAAACCAGCAAAAGGGCUUAUGAGCUACAGGGUUGUCAGAGAUUUUCCAUCUUUUCCCAGAGCUAAUUCACCACUCCAAGAGCUAUCACAAGAAGUUUCUCUCUUAUCUGGCCAGUCCUCACCAGCAGUCACUCCCAGAGUCCGUCCUCCCUUAGGUUAUGUAAAUCCCACUGGCCUCUUUUGGAGAGAUGAAUUUUCUCAGAAGUCUGCAUCCUCAGCUCACUUGCAGAAACUCUUCAAGAUCGGUGAAACAACAACACAGGUUCCUGUUUAUAAAGAAAAAGGCUAUUCUCAGACUUUACAGAUUUCCUCAAAACUAGAAAUGGUUCAUCUGCUGCCUAAAAAUAUAACUACCCUCUCUACCACAGCAGCUGUUGCUUCCCCCCACAGCACCUCUGCUGUUGGGAAGGAUGUGCCUCUCCCACGGGCCAGCACCUCAGAGACACCUUCUGUGACUUUACCUCAGCAGGUGGCCACCACAGGUGCAGGUGCAGCCACUGCGACCUCUCAGCCACCAGACACCCCUGUGUCUCCAAGUUUUACACAUGCCCCAGUUAUACACCAAGCAGUUUUGACCACCAUUUUUCAGAUACCUUCAGACUUGGGCAUCCAAGAGAACGUGCCCUUUGGAGGCGUCUCUAAGCUAACUUCAGAUGAGGGACUCAAGCAGAGCUCUGCUGCUCUUACUUUGUCAAACUUGGAAUCUUCUGCUAGCAACAGGUCUGCUCUAGAGAAUGGGAGGGCCAGUGUAGGCAGCUCAUCACCGAGCAAGGUUCCAGAAAGCCAACAUGCCCUUCCAUUUGAGAAGUGGCUUCUCAUGGGGACCCUCCUCUUUGGUGUUCUGUUCCUGAUAAUAGGCCUUGUCCUCUUGGGUAAGAUGCUCGCAGAAUCCCUCCGGAGGAAACGGUACUCACGACUUGAUUACUUGAUCAAUGGGAUCUAUGUGGACAUCUAAGGACAAAUUAAGUAUUUCUUAGUUCAUUUACUAACUCAAUGUUAAGUGCACUGAGUUUCUUCUGACUCAGUAGGAGUCAUAUUUCAAAGACAGGAGAGUGCCUCCAACACUUUAUUCUUUUUCUUUUGAGACAGGUUUUCUUGUAGCCCAGGCUAGCCUCGAACUCCUGCUCCUCCUGUCUCUGCCUCCCAGGCCGAGGUUACCACAUGUGCACUACCAUGCAUGGCUUUAAAUUUUUUUUUAAAUUAGGGGCUGGAGAGAUGGCUUAGCAGUUAACAGCACUGACUGCUCUUCCAGAGGACCUGGGUUCUGUUCCCAGCACCCAGAUGGUGUCUAAUAACC